AUGUCUGUCAUCCAUCCACAGCUUCACAGCACACUCGACAGCCUCAAGUUCCAGAUCAAGGACGCAUUCUGGGCGCUCUCGUCCUGCAUUUGCCAGCAGUCGGCGAAGGUCAAGAUCAACGGCCGGACAUUCAAAAUUGUGAGAGUGCUGGGAGAAGGUGGCUUCUCGUUCGUGUACUUGGCGGAGGAUGAGCACAGCGGGAGACAAUUCGCUCUGAAGAAGAUUCGGUGUCCGAGCGGACGGGAGGAUGUGAGGCAAGCUAUGCGUGAGGUCGAGGCAUACCGGAGGUUCAAGCAUCCGAAUAUCAUUCGAAUUCUGGACUCCGCGGUCGUGGAAGACCCAAAUGGCGAUGGCCAGGUGGUCUAUCUCUUCCUUCCCCUGUACAAGCGAGGGAACCUCCAAGACGCCAUCAAUGCCAACUCUAUCAACGGCACACACUUCUCUGAGCAAGAAAUGCUGCGCCUCUUCAAGGGUACCUGCGAAGCCGUUCGCGCCAUGCACGACUACCGCGUCCCCGUCAACGCCAAAGCCGGGCGCACAAAUCAAUCCCAAUCCUCUUCGAACGCUGCACGUAUGCCCGGCCCCAGCAAUCCCAGCUCGCCCCGGCAUUCCCUCGAUGAUGACGAGGACGCAGAGAUGUUCCCGCAUCCGGAGGGGGAUGGCGAGGGUGGAUACUCAUACCGCGGGAAUGGGAGUGUACAUAGCUCGUCUGCCCCACUCUUGACGAGGGAUCACCCGGAUGACAACGAAGCUAUCUUUGACGGUGAUGAGGAACUUGCACGCAUCCAACAGGAGGGGAACAGUCAUUCUGGGGAUACGGAACUCGUACCAUAUGCGCAUCGAGACUUGAAACCUGGCAACGUGAUGAUCGCAGACGACGGGUCACCUAUCCUCAUGGACUUCGGUAGUGCCAUGAAAGCGCGGAUAAAAAUCGAGAACCGGUCGCAAGCUUUGCUGCAGCAGGAUCUGGCAGCGGAACAGUGCACAAUGGCGUACCGCGCUCCCGAGCUCUUCGACGUGAAGACUGGCGUCACACUCGACGAGAAAGUCGACAUCUGGUCGCUCGGCUGCACACUUUUCGCGCUCGCCUACUCCCACUCGCCAUUCGAGAACACACAGACGACCGAGCAGGGCGGCUCGAUAGCGAUGGCGGUCAUGAACGCGCAGUACAAGCAUCCGCAGUCCGCCUACUCCCAGGGCCUGAAGACCCUCAUCGACAGCAUGUUGAAGGUCAACCCCAGCGAGCGACCCGACAUCCACCAGGCGAUCGAGAUGACCGACAAGGUCUUGCAGAGUCUGAGAUAG
Rhodofomes roseus is the source of this 1305-nucleotide messenger RNA. Its product is annotated as Pkinase-domain-containing protein. Gene Ontology annotation, cellular component: Golgi apparatus; cytoplasm. Lineage: Eukaryota; Fungi; Basidiomycota; Agaricomycetes; Polyporales; Fomitopsidaceae. Gene Ontology annotation, molecular function: ATP binding; protein serine/threonine kinase activity. Gene Ontology annotation, biological process: protein phosphorylation; vacuolar protein processing; regulation of vacuole fusion, non-autophagic. The transcript is spliced from 10 exons. The record is from RefSeq and is a predicted model, not a curated record. The coding region runs from base 1 to 1305 and encodes 434 amino acids.